Molecule: messenger RNA, 5109 nt
Organism: Indicator indicator
Lineage: Eukaryota; Metazoa; Chordata; Aves; Piciformes; Indicatoridae
Gene: CTTNBP2
Product: cortactin binding protein 2
Exons: 23
Coding region: 1-5109 (1702 amino acids)
Biological process (GO): regulation of synapse organization
Cellular component (GO): glutamatergic synapse
Molecular function (GO): protein binding
Source: RefSeq, a predicted model, not a curated record
AUGACUUGCCCUCCAAGCCCCUCACCAGCCUCAUUGCUCUUCUGUGGACACAAUCCAGGACCUCAAUGUCUUUCUUGUACUGUGGCAACCAGAAACGUAUUUAAGGUGCAGUCUCACCAGUGCCAAGUACAAGGGCACAAUAACUUUCGUACUCCUGCUGGCCACACUAUUCCCGAUACUGGUGAGGAUGCUAAAAGAGAGUUCGAUGUGGAUAACUUGAGCAAGCCAGAAUUGCGAAUGCUUUUGAGUGUAAUGGAAGGAGAACUAGAAGCACGAGACCUUGUUAUUGAAGCCUUGCGGGCCCGGCGCAAAGAAGUUUUUAUCCAGGAACGAUAUGGAAGAUUUAAUCUGAGUGACCCAUUUCUGGCUCUUCAGAGAGACUUUGAGGCAGGUGCUGGUGAUAAAGAAAAGAAGCCAAUAUGCAUGAACCCUCUGUCCAUUUUAGAAGCUGUUAUGUCUCACUGCAGGAAAAUGCAAGAAAGAAUGGCAGCUCAGUUGGCUGCUGCUGAAAACAGACAAAAGAAGUUGGAAAUGGAAAAAUCUCAGUUACAGAAUCUUGAACUGGAGCACAAAAAGUUAUCUGCUCGUCUUGAGGAAGAACGUGGAAAGAAUAAGCAUGUAGUAUUGAUGUUAGUGAAAGAGUGUAAGCAGUUGUCUGGCCGAAUUGUAGAGGAAGCUCAGAAACUGGAAGAAAUGAUGUCAAAAUUUGAAGAGGAAAAGAAAAAGGCUACUGAGCUGGAGGAGUCUCUUGCAGCUGAGAAACAAAGGAGUACACAAAUGGAAGCUCAAAUGGAAAAGCAGCUGUCCGAGUUUGACACAGAGAGAGAGCAGUUGCGUGCCAAACUGCAUAGAGAGGAAGCGCACACCAGUGACCUCAGAGAAGAGAGAGAUAAAAUGAUCAAAAUGAUCGAGCAAUUAAAAAAGGAGAAUGAAAGUAAAGCUAAUCUCUCUCUUAAAAACAAAGAUAAAAAUAAAGAUGGGAGUCUUGUUUCUGUUUCUGUUGAAACAGAAGAACCAAGUUCAAGAACUGUUGCCUGCCAAACAGAUACUGUAGUGAUGGACAGUAGCACAGAAAGUGUUAAGAAGUUGCCUUUGACUGUAUCUGUAAAGCCUUCUACAGUGAACCCAGCAAUGUCUGGCAAUACAAAAAUGAAUGUGUGCCCCAAUGCAGCAUUUGUGAAGCCUGUCAUUGACAGGCAAGCUUCAUCUAGUGAACUUGUCCCUCCCACAACUCCUGUUCUUACACAGAAUCAAAACAGAAUUGAGGAAAAUGGACCAAGUACAGACUCAUCACCUGAUUUACCAAGUAGCACUUCCCCUUUUCUAAAUAGUACUUCCCUUUGCACUCCUGCAGCACCUGCUGUUGCAGCUCAGAAUUCCUCACUUACUUCAUCUAUGCAAAGUUUGCAUUCACCAUCUGCCAACACUGCUGGGCAUCCAGGCCUAAAUCCACGAGUCCAAGCAGCUAGAUUUAGAUUUCAAGCAAAUGCUAAUGAUCAAGACCAAAAUGGAAACACAACCCAAAGCCCUCCCUCAAGGGAUGUAUCCCCCACUAGUCGUGACAACCUAGCUGCCAAACAGGUAGCUCGGAAUACCGUUACCCAAGUCCUGUCAAGAUUUACCAGCCCUCAGAGCAGCGCUCCGUCGCGGCUGGGGACGUCGCAUUCCAUGGAAGCUGGCACUUACCCCCCAGUUGGUAAAAUGAAUUUAAAGACUUCUGGUGUGUCAAGAAUUGACAGAGGAAAUCCUCCACCUAUUCCUCCUAAAAAACCAGGGCUUUCGCAGACUCCUUCUCCACCACACCCACAGUUUAAAGCUUUAAUGGAUAGUAGUCGAUCCCCAAACACAAGUGCAAAAACUGACAGCAAAACCAUGACCUCACCUCUUUCAAGUUCACCACAAGGAAUCAGGGUAAUAAAUGAGGAAAUUAUUUCUAAGUCCUCACCUCAGCUGCCACCAAAACCUGCUAUAGAUUUAUCUGUGGCACCUGCAGGCUGUGCCAUACCAGCCAUAGCCUCAUCUCAGGUGGGUGCCUGGCCUUCCCACUUCCCUGGACUGAAUCAACCUGCAUGUUCAGAAAAUUCCUUUGUCAUUCCCACCACCAUUGCUUGUAGCUCCUCCAUAAACCCUGUUAGUGCUUCAUCCUGUAGACCAUGUGAUUCAGACAGCCUCCUGGUAACAGCAUCAGGCUGGUCUUCCUCCCUAACCCCUUUGUUAGCAAGUGGUGGUCCUGUCCCCCUGGGUGGCAGGCCCACCCUUCUUCACCAAGCUGCUGCCCAGGGAAAUGUCACUUUAUUAUCAAUGCUGCUUAAUGAAGAAGGACUGGACAUUAAUUACUCUUGUGAAGAUGGCUAUUCUGCCUUGUAUUCUGCUGCUACAAACGGACAUACAGAAUGUGUGAGGUUGCUGCUGACUGCAGAAGCACAAGUUGAUGCUGCUGAUAAAAAUAGCUUUACACCCUUGUGUUCAGCAGUUGCUCAGGGACAUGUCAAGUGUGCAGAAUUAUUAAUUAUGUAUCAGGCUGACAUUAACCAUGCUGCUGAAAGAGGACAGACACCUUUGUACCUGGCCUGUAAAAAUGGAAAUAAUGAUUGUAUUAAGCUAUUGUUGGAAGCUGGAGCAGAUCGAACCAUUAAAACCAGCGAUGGCUGGUCACCAGUUCAUGCAGCAGUGGAUUCUGGUAAUGUUGACGGUCUCAAGCUUCUUAUGUACUAUGGAGAGCCAAACAACAGAAACCCUUUCACUGAUGCAGAGCCUAAUUUAGACUACUUUGAUUUGGAGAAGAGAGAAGACAACUAUACCAGUAGAAUAAAGCCUGUUAUUUCUGCAGAUCUCCUCAACCAUGCCGACAAAGAGGGUUGGACUGCUGCCCACAUAGCAGCAUCAAAAGGCUUUAAGAACUGUCUAGAAAUCCUUUGUAGCCAUGGUGGACUAGAGGCUGAGAGAAAAGAUAAGUGUAAUCGAACAUUGCAUGAUGUUGCUACUGAUGAUUGCAAACAUCUCCUAGAAAACUUAAAUGCUCUUAAUAUACCUGUAAGGAUUUCUGUCAGUGGCAUUGAACCAGCCCAUUGUGGUGCAGAGGACUUUGAUACAGAAAACACAAUAUGUGCUUUAAAUAUCCGCAAACAGACAUCAUGGGAUGAUUUUUCAAAAGCCGUGAGUCAGGCAGUGACAAACCAUUUCCAAGCAAUCGCUUCUGAUGGAUGGAGGAGCCUAGAAGACCUGUCAUAUAAUAGUGCUGCAGAAUCCAGCAUUGGCCUCAGUGCAAGCAGUAUAUUGUCUGUCAAACUAGGAAGCAUUUCAUGGUCAACAGGUCAGAUUUUUUCUCAGCCACCGUGGGAUUUCUUGAAGAACAACAGAGCUGAGCAUAUCACAGUGUUUCUGUUUGGACCUCAAGAAGGCUGUCUAAAUAGUGUGACUUAUGCAUCUAUGAUCCACCUUCAGACACUUCAGAAUUACCUCCGCCUGGUUGAACAAUACCGUAACGUCAUUUUCCAUGGUCCAGAAGGAAGUUUGCAGGACUAUAUAGCGUAUCAGAUAGCAGCCUGCAUCAAGCAAAAGCAAGUGUCUGCAGGAUCCACAUGUGAAAUUGUUAAAGUUGAAAUGGAUGCUGGUUUCUCCAAGGAGCAGCUUGCAGAACUCUUCAUCAAUAGUGCUUGUCUGAUUCCAGUUAAACAGCCUCCUGUAAGCAAGACAGUCAUUGUGAUUUUAGAAAAUCUGGAGAGGAUUUCUUUGUCUGAAUUACUAGGAGAUUUUCUGGCACCUCUUGAGAAUCGGAGUUCGGAAAAUCCUUGCACUAUUCAAAGAGCAAAUGGAGUUUCUGGUGCUUUUUACUUUCACGAGAACUGCUUUUUACUGGGGACAAUUGCAAAAUGUCAUCUUCAUGGCUCUGACCUGCUGGUUCAGCAGCAUUUCCGCUGGGUUCAACUUAGGUGGGAUGGAGAACCAAUGCAUGGUUUGCUUCAAAGAUUUUUAAGAAGAAAAGUUAUAAACAAGUUCAGAGGCAAAGUACCUCCUCCAUGUGACCCUGUGUGCAAGAUCAUAGACUGGAUCCUCGCUGUUUGGCACCAGCUGAAUUCUUGCUUAUCACGUCUAGGAGCACCUGAGGCACUUAUGGGGCCAAAACAUUUCUUCUCUUGUCCUGUGGUGCCAGGGCACAGCCAAGCAACAGUGAAGUGGAUGUCCAAGUUAUGGAAUGCUGUGAUAGCUCCCAGAGUCCAGGAAGCAAUACUCUCCAGAGCCUCUGUAAAAAGACCAUCUGUACCAGGACAAGCAAUAUCCAAAAAAAGUCCUAGCCAAGGUCAACAGGCUGUUGUUAAAGCUGCUCUCAGUAUCUUGCUAAAUAAAGCUGUUUUGCAUGGCUGCCCUCUACCCAGAGCAGAGCUAGAUAAUUAUAUAGCAGAUUUUAAGGGAGGAAAUUUUCCUUUGUCUGUUGUUUCGAGCUACAAAAAUGGUAGUAAGAAAAGAGGUGAGAAUGCUUCUUGGAGAAAAGUGAGCACAAGUCCUCGCAAAAAGUCAGGCCAUUUAUCCUCCCAGGCAUGGAAUAAGCAGGAGACCAAUACUGAAGGUAUAAAAUCUAGGACUAUGUUGCAACCAAACUGUAAGAAAAGUGCUUCUCUCACCACAAAAUCUUCAGAGAAGGAUCAAUUGAGAACAUUAAAUAUAGAGCAAAGGCUGUCCCUUGGUUCUGAUGAUGAAGUAGAUCUUGUGCAGGAACUUCAAAGUAUGUGUUCCAGCAAAUCUGAGCCUGAUAUCAGUAAGAUUGCAGAUUCUAAGGACGAGUUGUUGACAUUCAGUGACUCCCAGAAUAAUUCUGCAUUCUCAGCCAAUGGUACUAACCCAAGUAAAACAGCAGCACAAAAGGAUGGGAUGCAUCCUCUCAGCAGCAGUCGAACUGUGGAAAGCAGCAACAGUAAAUCAAAGACAGAGUUGGGUGUUUCAAGGGUUAAAUCUUUUCUUCCUGUUCCUAGAAGUAAAGCCACCCAGCCUUCACAGAAUACUAAAAAAAGCAGCAGCAGUAAUACAAGGCAAAUAGAGGCAGACAAUAACACAAAAAGAGAGAUUUGGAAUUUGCACAAAAAAGAACAAAUAGAAAAACCUAAUAAAUAA